This is a messenger RNA of Aedes albopictus (Asian tiger mosquito), 1824 nucleotides long. RefSeq names its product zinc finger protein 391. Gene Ontology annotation, biological process: regulation of transcription by RNA polymerase II. Gene Ontology annotation, molecular function: RNA polymerase II cis-regulatory region sequence-specific DNA binding; DNA-binding transcription factor activity, RNA polymerase II-specific. Bases 119 to 1573 code for a protein of 484 amino acids. The record is from RefSeq and is a predicted model, not a curated record. Lineage: Eukaryota; Metazoa; Arthropoda; Insecta; Diptera; Culicidae. The transcript is spliced from 6 exons.
CAAAAAUCUCAGCCGCGGAGCCGAAAGUCGCGUCGUCGCGAAAAGUUUUGUAGUCUCAGACUUGUUUUCUGUUGUGAAAAUUAUGUUUUACUAGUGAAUUUAGGAUUCAAAUGCAGAUAUGGCAGGUUUAACAGAUGUCGAUAGCCCGUUUGUUAAAACGGAAAAUGCAUGUAAAAUAUGCGGCUCGUCUGAGGGGGACAUGGAAUCGAUCUUUUGCAACGCAGACGAUACCCGGAUGUUGAACAAAAUCUACAAAUGCACCAAAGUAGAGGUCACUCCAGUCUGUGGUCUAAUAUCUCCCAUUUGUGAGUCCUGCCGUAAACGUAUUGAUGCAUUCGAUGAAAAUGCAAAACCGAAAGUGGUUGAGUUUGUCAUAAAGGAUGAACCGGACCAGAAUGCCUUGGAUUACGACCCGUUUAGCUUUCAAGAUCCCAUGGCUAGUGAUACGCUUGCCGAAGAGGUUACAGAUGUCUUCGAAGAUGUAAACGUCAAGUUGGAAAUCAGCUUAGAUGAAAUUCCGGACAAAUCAACCCCAAAAGAACAGAAACCGAAAGGAAAAGGAGGCCGUAAGGGGAAGAAACCUCCCGAAGCCAAGGACUCAAACGUCAUAGAAAUUAACGAAGACAAAGUUGAGCCAAUUGAAAAUGAAAAAGAAAAUGUUCCCAGUACUCGUGUGACUAGAAAAUCAGCUAAAAAACCAACGGCUAAAAGCGAUCAUGGGAGUGAUUCAAGUGACUACGAUUGGGCAGGCGAUGAUGACGAUGCCAAAUUUGAUAGCGAUCCCAGUAAAGCUAGUUCAGAGGACGAAAAACCUUUAAAGAAACGCAAAGCAGUCAAAAAGAAGCCAAACCCUACCGGAGAGAAGCGCAAAAUCGGGCGACCCCGAAAGAUUCGACCGGAAGGUGAAGGUAAAGAAGCAAAAGUGCCCCAGGAAUGCAAAAUUUGUGGUCGCGUUGUGACGUACAUGCGAGAACACAUGCGAAUGCACAAAAUCGAUAAGCAACACAAGUGCCCGUACUGUGAUCGGAUGUUUGUCCAGGGAAAUAAUUUAAAAUACCACAUUCGCAAACAUCUGGGAGAAAGACCGUACUCUUGCGAGUUGUGCGAUAAAACUUUUUAUUGUGCGCCGCAUUUGAAGUCACAUAUGAAAGUACACGGACCUCAAGGUUUAUAUCAGUGUGAUAGGUGUCCUAAAACCUUCAACCAGGAGUGCAAUCUCAGAAAGCAUAUUAGAGUGCAUACAGGUGAAAAGCCAUACAAAUGUACCAAGUGUGACAAGGCAUUUAAUAGUACUUCGAAUUUAAAGAACCAUCAAAGGCUACAUGCCGACGAUCGUGCGUUCACUUGUGAUCAUUGUUCCAAAAGUUUCGUCGAUAUUCUACAUUUACAGCGUCACAUACGAGUUCACACUGGAUAUCAACCAUAUAUUUGCCAUGUAUGCUGCCUGGCAUUCAACUGCCAGAACGGAAUCGUUGAACAUUUAAAAACGCAUAUUUUGGAACGAAAAGAACUCUGGUCAAAAAAUCCAAAGCACAGACCAGCAGACGUAACACUUGAAACAAAUUGCGAUUGAGUCGUCGUCACGGAAACAAAUAAUGUUCAAGGCUGAUCACGCUGUGUUUCACAAAGCCCUCACUAGGUGGUGAAAGCGAGCAAACGUCAAAUAGAAGCAAAAUCGAUGUACAUGCUUUGCGAACUACAGAGUAUUUAAACCUUGAUUUGUGCUAAUCAUUAAAAGAUGAAUAAGAAGUGAGUAUAGUGAGACGUCUGUCUCUCAAUGGCUUAGAUUGCUUAGAAUACAAAAAUGAAGUAUGCAACCUCUAA